AUAGACUGGACGGGACGGUUCUUCAGGAACAACAAGGCGCCAACUCUUUCAACCACCUCGGUAGCCUGCUAGACAACAUAAAACUGAAAGAUUGAUUCUUUAGACCAUGUUAUUGUACAUGAGCUAAUCUCAGUGUUUUAAACAAAUUUCGGUUGACGUAUCUACUGGUGAACUUUAACCUAAUGUGCUUGUUCAAUUUGCAAACUUGUUAAAGAUUGAUACUGAGGUUAGCACUAGGCUAGUCGCUAAUGCUAGCUAGCUAGCUAACAUCCCUGACCAUGAGCUCACUGAACUACUCCCUUGCUAAUGAAGCGGAGGUCUGCUGUUUGGAGAAAGAAUCUUUCAGAAUGAAAAAGGAGGAAGAGGAGGCUGUUAUAGUGAAAGAAGAGAAAGAACCUUUUAGAGAGGAAGAGGAUGCUAUCUUAAUAAACGUGAAGGAGGAAGACGUUUUGAGAGUGAAAAAGGAGGAGACAGAAGAUCCGAUUGACACCAGAGAGAGACAUGACUAUGGUGGAUCCUCUGCGGAGCCUCAACAACAUCCUGAUGCUGACGAGGCAGAGAAGAGUCUCUCCAGAUCAGAACACCAGAUGGACAACGCUAGCCCUUCCACCCUGUGUCGUGCCUCUCUGGGUAGCACCUUACUGCUGGGUAUGAAGAGGUUGUCUGUGCUGCUGGUGGACUGCAGGAAAACAACAGGGCUGAGUGGAACUGUGAGAGGAGGAGAAGAGAUGAAAGGAUCAGAUUUGACUCAUCAAAGAGAAAAACCAGACUCAGAGGAACCAAAGCCAUGGACUUCCAAACCAGCAAGAAGACACCAGUGUUCCCACUGUGGAAAGGGUUGGAACAAGUUAAGUGAGCUUAAACGACAUGAGAGAAUACACACAGGGGAGAAGCCUUACCACUGUUCCCAGUGUGGAAAGGGUGUUAACGAUUUGGGGAAGCUGAAACGACACGAGAGAAUACACACAGGGGAGAAGCCUUACCACUGCUCCCAGUGUGGAAAGGGUUUUAAUGAUUUGGGGAAUCUGAAACGACAUGAGAGAAUACACAAAGGGCAGAAGCCUCACCACUGCUCCCAGUGUGGAAAGGGUUGUAAAGAUUUGGGGAAGCUGAAACGACACGUGAGCAUACACACAGGGGAGAAGCCUUACCACUGCUCCCAGUGUGGAAAGGGUUUUAAUGAUUUGGGGAAUCUGAAAAGACAUGAGAGAAUGCACACAGGGGAGAAGCCUUACCACUGCUCCCAGUGUGGAAAGUGUUUCACCUGGGCAUGGAAUCUGAAACAGCACGAGAGAAUACACACAGGGGAGAAGCCUUACCAAUGCUCCCAGUGUGGAAAGUUUUUCGUCUCGGCAAGGUAUCUGAAACAGCACGAGAGAAUACACACAGGGGAGAAGCCUUACCACUGCUCCCAGUGUGGCAAGUGUUUCAACGGGGCAGGGGAUCUUAAAAAACACGAAAGAAUACAUACAGGAGAGAAGCCUUACCACUGCUCCCACUGUGGCAAGUGUUUUAACCAGUUAGGGGCUGUGAAACAGCACGAGAGAAUACACACAGGGGAGAAGCCUGCUCCCAGUGUGGCAAGUGUUUUAACCAUGAAAGAGGAAGAUGGGAAAGAGGUUGUCAAAGUGGAAGUGGAGAAGGUAGAAGCUUUCAGAAUCAAAAACGAGGAAGAUGCCAUAACAUUGAAAGAAGAGAAUGUAGUGAAAGAAGAGGAAGAACCUUUUAGAGUAAAGGAGGAAGAGGAGGCUAUCUCAAUAAAAAAGGAGGAAGACGUUUUGGGAGUGAAAGCGGAGGAGGCUGAAGAUCAGACUACCACCAGUGAGAAAACAACGGGGCUGAGUGUAACUGUGAGAGGUGGAGAAGAGAUGAAAGGAUCAGAUUUAACUCAUCAAAGAGAAAGACCAGACUCAGAGGAACCAGAGCCAGGGACGUCCAAACCAGCAAGACGACACCAGUGCUCCCAGUGUGGAAAGGGUUUUAACGAUUUAGGGAACCUGAUAAAGCACGAGAGAAUACACACAGGAGAGAAGCCUUACCACUGCUCCCAGUGUGGAAAGAGUUUUAACGUUUUAGGGAACCUGAUAAAGCACGAGAGAAUACACACAGGGGAGAAGCCUUACCACUGCUCCCAGUGUGGGAAGAGUUUUAACAAUUUAGGGAACCUGAAACGACAUGAGAGAAUACACACAGGGGAGAAGCCUUACCACUGCUCCCAGUGUGGAAAGAGUUUCAACCAGUCAGGGGAUCUGAAGAAACACGAGAGAAUACACACAGGGGAGAAGCCUUACCACUGCUCCCAAUGUGGGAAGCGUUUCAACAGGUCAGGGGAUCUGAAAAAACAUGAGAGGAUACACACAGGGGAGAAGCCUUACCACUGCUCCCAGUGUGGAAAGUGUUUCUACCAGUCAGAGGAGCUGAAACAGCAUGAGAGAUUUCACACAGGGGAGAAGCCUUACCACUGCUCCCAGUGUGGAAAGAUGUUUAACCAGAAAGGACACCUGAAAGCUCAUGAGAGAAUACACACAGGGGAGAAGCCUUAUCACUGCUCCCAGUGUGUCAAGUGUUUUAACCAGUUAGGGAGCCUGAAACAACAUGAGAGGAUACACACAGGGGAGAAGCCUUACCACUGCUCCCAGUGUGGAAGGAGUUUUAACCGGAAAAACAGACUGAACCAACAUGAGAAAAUACACAGAGGGGAGAUGCAUUACCACUCCUCCCAGGGUGCAAAGCUUUUGCCAGGUUGUAACCACUUAUGUGAGCUGAAACAACAUGAGAGAAUACACACCGGGGAGAAGCCUUACCACUGCUCCCAGUGUGGAAAGAGUUUUAACCAGAAAGGAAACCUGAAAACUCAUGAGAGAAUACACACAAGGGAAGGGAAGCCUUACCGCUGCAUGCAGUGUGGAAAGAGUUUUAACGAUUUGGGGAAGCUGGAACGGCACGAGAGAAUACACAGAGGGGAGAAGCCUUACCACUGCUCCCAGUGUGGAAAGCGUUUUAACGAUUUGGGGAAGCUGGAACGGCACGAGAGAAUACACAGAGGGGAGAAGCCUUACCACUGCUCCCAGUGUGGAAAGGGUUGUAACAAUUUGGGGACGCUGAAACGACACGAGAGAAUACACACAGGGGAGAAGCCUUACCACUGCUCCCACUGUGGAAAGCGUUUUAACGAUUUGUGGAAGGUGAAACGACAUGAGAGAAUACACACAGGGGAGAAGCCUUACCACUGCUCCCACUGUGGAAAGUGUUUCAACCAGUCAGGGGAGCUGAAACGACAUGAGAGAAUACACACAGGGGAGAAGCCUAUGCACACAGGGGAGAAGCCUUACCACUGCUCCCACUGUGGAAAGUGUUUCGUCCAGUCAGGGGAGCUGAAACGACAUGAGAGAAUACACACAGGGGAGAAGCCUUACCACUGCUCGCAAUGUGAAAAGAUGUAUAGGCAGAAAGGACACCUAAAAGCUCAUGAGAAAAUUCAUACUGGGGAGAAGCCUUACCAAUGCUCCCAGUGUGGAAAGUGUUUCACCUGGGCAGGGUAUCUGAAAAAACACGAAAGAAUACACACAGGGGAAAAGCCUUACCCCUGCUCCCAGUGUGGCAAGUGUUUCAAUGAGACAGGGGAUCUGAAAAAACACGAAAGAAUACACACAGGGGAGAAGCCUUACCCCUGCUCCCAUUGUGGCAAGUGUUUUAACCAGUUAGGGGCCCUGAAACAGCACAAGAGAAUACACACAGGGGAGAAGCUUUACCACUGCUCCCAGUGUGGCAAGUGUUUUAACCAGUUAGGGACCCUGAAACAGCACAAGAUCAUACACACAGGGGAGAUGCAUUACCACUCCUCCCAGGGCGCAAAGCAUUUGCCCAUUUAGGAAGCCUGAAAGAACAUGAGACACAGAGGAGAAGGCUUUACAGAAGAUUAGAUUUUGGGAAAACAUAUUACUCAUAACAGUCACGUAAACAUCAUUAGAGAAUCUACACAGGAGAGAGAAAUUACUUCUCUUAGCAUGUAUAUUGAUAUUUCACAUCUCAUUGACUCACAACUCAUCAGAGAACAUACACAGUGCUCCCAUUGUCUUAUAUUGUUGACUGAUAAUGUGUUGACCUGUUUUUACCAGAUGAAAUUGCUUCUUCCAAUUAUUGAUAAACAUGUACAUGUUAAGAAACUGACUGUUAAAUAUGUAAAGGCUCCAUGGAUUGAUGAGGAAUUUAAA
Oncorhynchus mykiss (rainbow trout) is the source of this 4214-nucleotide messenger RNA. NCBI's taxonomy places the organism in Eukaryota, Metazoa, Chordata, Actinopteri, Salmoniformes, Salmonidae. The record is from RefSeq and is a predicted model, not a curated record.